CCACAAUCAGCUCUCAUUCGCACUCUACAGUCGAUAUAUUCUGUGUCAACUGGAGCACUGGAACCCGAGGAGGGAUUUUAACACGGCACUUUAACAGCAGUAUGCACAUCAGAUAUAUACCAGAACUCUAACUUUCACUGUACACACCACAUCAUGGGUUCUGAGCAAAGCAAAGAUAAGAUGUAUUGCACCAGAUAUUUAAAUGGAAAUGGGCCGCCAUCGCUGGCUGACCAAGUUGAAAAUGGAAUUAGCGGACACAAAAUAAACUCUAAAAUAGUCAAUGGAAACCAACCAGAUGAUGGGCAGAUGUCAAUAACGCACCUGAGGAGGAAUGUGGAAGGAUAUCCAGACUGUGACACCAUACAGAUCAACUUUGAAUUUGACGAUGGAAUACAGACGGACAAGCAUCCUAAUCCAGGGCAGAAAUACUAUGGGCUUAAAACAGUGGCCUUUGUGCCUCUGAACCAUGAGGGAACUAAGGUGUACCACCUGCUAGAGAUAGCAUUCAAACACAAGCUGCUGUUUACAGUGGCAACUACUAGUACUGGAGAAGAACGCAUUACCUUUGCUGACAUUCCUUUAAAAACCAAAGAGAGUGGAGGACAUGACAGCUUUAGCUAUCCAGACCCGAACUAUCUGAAAACAGUGAAGAAGAUCCUGAAAUCUAAAGGGAUCAAAUGAGAAGUUGAAAGAUGAUCAAUAUUCCAGCAUAAUAUAUGGAAUAAACAGAUUGUGCCGGAUUUAUUCACAUGAUGAUCAAGACUUCCAAUUUUACAGUGAAAAGUGACUUUGUUCAUUUGUGUAUAUGUGCAGGCAUACACAGCCAGUCAGUAGACAUCUAGAGUUUCUCAUGAUUUAUUUCAGUGUAAUCACUAUUAUUGCCACAGACCAACGAAAUGAUACAUAAUAAAUUAAAUAUGGAAUUUUUAAUUCAUGUUGAACGUAUUAACUGGUCGCUUUGAGAUCUGAAUAGAACUUUAAACGAGUGCUUUGUUAAAGGCAGGUGUACAUGGAGGGUAAACUCCUUAAGUCUAUAGAUAAGACUCAUAUACAUUGAUAGUGAUAACUGUUAAAAAAAUAAAUCUUUGGUGUAAUACAAGUGACUAAUUAGAGUCAUAACGAUUUUGGACUUUCAAAUUAGAUUCGAACUAUAUUGUUUUAAUAAAAUAAAGUAAUUUCACAAUUCAUUAAACUCUGGUUAAAGCAUCAAAUUUCAGAGUAUUAAAAAGAAGGUCCUUUAAACAAAAAUAUCAAAAUAUAGAGUGAUAUUUUGACUGGAAAGAAUUAAAAGGACAGGGAAAUCUGUUAUGUUUACUGUAGAUGGUGUUUGCUAUGGCAUGUUGUAUAGAAUGUUGUUGAUAAACUGUCUAUUUGACAGGAAGGAAUAAGAUAGAUUGAUUAUACUGUACAGCAUACCUAGCAAGUUAU
Molecule: messenger RNA, 1428 nt
Organism: Ictalurus furcatus (blue catfish)
Lineage: Eukaryota; Metazoa; Chordata; Actinopteri; Siluriformes; Ictaluridae
Gene: dtx3la
Product: deltex E3 ubiquitin ligase 3L a
Exons: 5
Coding region: 154-681 (175 amino acids)
Biological process (GO): Notch signaling pathway; protein ubiquitination
Source: RefSeq, a predicted model, not a curated record